GUUGGAGGUGUGAGCCCUGAGUUGCAGAGCCUGGGGGUUAGUUGGUAGCUGGCUCUUUUCCCUUCUCUGAGUAGUUGCUGAAAAGAAUUCAAACCCAGGACAAGCCUGGCCAAUGGAGGACGAAGAGGGUUACACGGUAUUAAACCUUCGUCCAAAGAUGACAAUAUCCGACCGGUCGUGUCAACCUGGGACCCAAGCUCACCCUCAGCAUCCCCACCGGCAUCGGCUCGCUGCAGGCCUUGGAGCAGCUGGGAUCCUCGUCCUGCUGGGAGCUGUGAUAGCGAUGGGGGUUUGGGUUUUUCAGAUCAAAGGAUAUCUGAAUUCACGGGAGAACAGUACCAGGGAGAGAGUCAUCCAUCAAUCCAACUGCAGCACUGGCCUAAAAGAUUUCCGUUUCCACUUGAAACAAUUUGCGUGUGAAUCAUCUCAGGACAACUCAGCAGAGGGAUCAGGGUGUAAGCUCUGCCCCCCAAACUGGCUGCUGCACAAGGACAAGUGCUACUGGGUGUCAAAAGAAAAACAUCCCUGGAACAAGAGCCGCGAUGACUGUUCAAGGAGGAGCUCUCGGCUGCUGGUGAUCCGGGACCAGGAUGAGAUGACAUUCAUAAAAAAUACUUCCAAAGGCGCAAACCAGAUCUGGCUUGGACUCACUGUUACAUCCCCCUCGAGGAACUGGACUUGGGUGGACGGCUCCCUGUUCAAUCAAACACAGUUCAAGGUAGUAGGUCCUCCUAAAGGGAACAGCUGCGGGGUGAUAAAAGAAGAUGGGAUUCAUUUUGAAACCUGCAGUGCUGCAGCUAAAUGGAUUUGUGAAAAAGACACUCUUCAGCUAUAGACAGUGACAUUUAUUAUCUGUGUUUUUUAUGUGUGAACGAGAAAUCUUCUUAAGUUUCAGUAUGUCCCAUAAAUGAUGAAUAUUGAAGGUGAGCUUCAAAGGGAAAAAUUGGGCUUGUGCCCUUCCCCCUCCCCCCUGCUUUUAUAAGGUGGAUAAAGUCGGCACGAAAAGCUUUUCUUGCAUUUGAAAUUCAGGUCCUGUCUGGGCUGGAAGAUUAUGGUGAAGGGAGAACUAGUGAAAUGACAUCACAAGUAGAGCUGGGGGAAUAUUUUCCACUGAAUAGUUUAUUUGCCAAAAAAAAUGCAAUUUUGAGUCGAAGAAGACUAUUCACAAACUGAUGUUGAAUUCACUGAAUAGUUUCAGCCAAAAUAAAAUAAUAAUAAUAAUAAUAAUUAAUAAAAUUCAGGCUAAGGGUCACAAGGGGACUGGAGAAAACAACAAGGAGUCCGGUGGCACCUUAAUGACUAACAGAUUUAUUUGGGCAUAAGCUUUCAUGGGUAAAAACCCACUUCUUCAGAUGCAAGGGGACUGGAGGAGGAGAUAGCAGCUAACCCCACCCAAAAGCCAAGUGGUUAGCGCACCAGGUUUGAAUCCUGGCUCUGGAACAGUGCAAAUAGAUUAACCCUGUAUAGUGAGAUGGGGCUGUGCUAUUUUGAGAGUUUUCUGUCAGCAACAGAAUCCAUUCCCAGGAAAGAGCUGAACAUACCAAAUAAACAGAUAUGAGGAAGACAAAUAUAUUGCAGAGCAGGGUUACACAGUUCAGAUACAUUCAAGAAUCUAAAAUGUGGCAGAGAAGGCACAUCACUCAAGUAGCAACAAGCUACCCUCUGAAAUUUGGAAUAAUUAGUAUUUGUUUAAUUAGCAGCCUGGACAUUCUAGCACUGCACAUUUUUGCACUGCAGUUUCUAAUAAAAGACACUUAAGAAAGUCAGUGCCUUACAGAAAUCUAUCCCUGAAGUGCAGUCUGCGGAUGCGAAAAUCGGCACUCAGUGACCAGGCGCAGCACAAAAGUUAAAAUAAAAUAAAGGGGUGGCAAACUGUCUCUAGGGCUACAUUUUCCCAAGGAGGCUCCCAGGCUCAGGUUCAGAGGCUGGGUUUGCAUGAAGACACCCACACUCUGUCUCUCACAGGGCAGCACAGCUGCAUUGCUGGCUGUAGCUAGUGGAGGUGGACAGAACUUGGAAGCACCAACACCACGUGAAACCCAACACCCAGGGGCCCAAGGCCAAAGCCAACCUAUGGCACCCAAGGGACUGCAGGGAUGGACACCCGUAGACGGGUGAAGAAAAGAACGUGUCAGAGUGUGGAUACAGCAAAGAGCCAUGAGAACCAUGUCCCAGUCUGAAAGGUGCAAACCCCAGAAGGGCAAGAAAUCAUUAAAGGCACCAGGGAGCAACUGGAGCUAAUGGGAUGAAUUGAGCAAAGGGGAUUUAUCGGCUGAGAAAGGGCCAUGUGCUAGCUUGUAACAGCUGGAACAUGCUGGGUAUUGGGUUCACAGUGGAAGCAAAGCGCAGGUGCUGGCUUUUAGACAGAUUGGCUUGCUGGGGCUAUCAUGGUGUAUGGAAGGCAACAGUUCAGCCUUAAACCCCCGAUCACAAGGGAGUGGGACAGGGAUCCCUGCCUAGAGACAGGGGGCGGCUGGAGACUCGAGUCCUCACCUGAUGGAGGUGGGAAAGAGAUGCAGCUAUUCUGAAACUGUGACAGUCUCCCCUAGAGAAGGGUCACACACCCCAGCAUAGGGUAAUUGACAACUAGGACCAGACUGGAGGCAGACUAAGAAACAAGGAACCAUGCUGCAGCAUCUAGGGGCCAUGGAAGGGACCAGAAUCAGGCUUUGCCACAUCUGGUCUCCAAUUCCCUUAAUCUUACAAAUCCCCUCCCACUACACACUCCUCUUCCUAUAUAGGGCUAUCAGGUUCUGACAUUCCCCUCUGGUGUUAUCUGGACCUGUGAUCUCCUAGGUCACUCCAAUCCUUGAUCUGGGAGCCAGCCUUACCCUGCUCUGCUGUGAGAACCCCAACUCCUGGGCUGUUCACGCAUAGCCUCUGGCAUGUAAGCUGCUCCUUGGAUUGUGCAACCAAAUGACACUAGCCAAUAUCUCCGGUCCGAGACACAAUCCUAGGAAGCUCCGUCUUGCAACGUCCAGUUAUGCCCACUGGACGCUGCAAGCUUAUAGGAGUUCGUCAAUUUAACAAAGAAAUUGAUAUGUACCAGGUUUGUUAUCCCAAGGGGCGUCUCUGACACGCUUCAAACCAAACACACUGCUUCAGGUAGAAUAAACAAAUUUAUUAACUACAAAGAUAGAUUUUAAGUGAUUAUAGGUCAAAGCCCAAGAAGUCGGAUUUGGCCAAAUGAAAUAAAAGCAAAACGCAUUCUAAGCUGAUCUUAACGCUUUCAGUGCCCUUACAAACUUAGAUACUUCUCACCACAGACUGGCUGGUUGCCCUUCAGCCAGGCUCUCCCCUUUGA
Chelonia mydas (Green sea turtle) is the source of this 3304-nucleotide messenger RNA. Its product is annotated as killer cell lectin-like receptor subfamily F member 1. The coding region runs from base 113 to 835 and encodes 240 amino acids. The transcript is spliced from 6 exons. The record is from RefSeq and is a predicted model, not a curated record. NCBI's taxonomy places the organism in Eukaryota, Metazoa, Chordata, Testudines, Cheloniidae.